Messenger RNA from Bacillus rossius redtenbacheri, 3315 nucleotides. RefSeq names its product SET domain-containing protein SmydA-8-like. NCBI's taxonomy places the organism in Eukaryota, Metazoa, Arthropoda, Insecta, Phasmatodea, Bacillidae. The transcript is spliced from 7 exons. The record is from RefSeq and is a predicted model, not a curated record. The coding region runs from base 58 to 1608 and encodes 516 amino acids.
GUUCGCCGCGGGCCGCCCCGGGAGGGGAGUCGACGGCGACCCACGUGACCCCGGACCAUGCAGGACGACAAGCAGCCGCCGUGCAGCGUCGAGGAGUCGGACGUCCUGGGCAGGUACCUGGUGGCGAGCCGCGACGUGGCCGCCGGAGAGCUGCUGCUGAGGGAGGCGCCCCUCGCCGUCGGACCGCGCGCCGACGCGGCGCCCGUGUGCCUCGCCUGCUACCGGCCGCUGCCCCUGCGAGGCGACCGUCUGCGCUGCUCCCGGUGCGGCGUCGUCCCGCUCUGCGACGCCCGCUGCGAGAGGGGCGGCGGGCACACGGAGGCGGAGUGCUCGGCGCUGGCGGCGCGCGGCGCGCCCAGAGGCCUGCUGGACUGCAGCCAGCUCGUGCUGCCGCUCCGCUGCCUGCUGCUGAGGCAGGCGCCGCCGCCGGACGCCUGGAGGUGGGACGCCCUGCUGGGCAUGGAGGCGCACCUGGGGCGGCGGCGAGGCACCGCCGUCUGGAGGAGCCACCAGGCCGUCGUCGACAAGGCGCUGCAGGCCGCCGGGUUCGCGGGCCCCGACGACGGCGAGCUGGUGCAGCGGCUGUGCGGGGUGCUGGACGUGAACUGCUUCGAGGUGCGCUCCCCGGGGGCGGCGCCCCAGGAGGCGCUGCGCCUGCGCGCCGUGUACCCGCGCGCCGCCCUCAUGGCGCACGACUGCGUGGCCAACACGCACCUCGCCGUCGACGACCGCUUCACGCUCGCCGUGCACGCCAGCGUGGCCGUGCCCCGCGGCGCGCCGCUCUUCUUCAACUACGCCGCCACCUUGCAGGGCACGGCCGAGCGACGCGAGCACCUACGCGAGGGCAAGUACUUCGAGUGCCGCUGCGCGCGCUGCCGCGACCCCUCCGAGCUGGGCACGCACCUCAGCUCGCUGCUGUGCCACCGCUGCCCCCAUGGUGAGGAGGCGGGCAUGGUGACGGCCGUCGACCCCUUGGAGCGCGACGGCGACUGGCGCUGCGGCCGCUGCGGGGCCGACUACCGCCCGGGGCUCGUGAGGACCGCCGUCGCGCGCGCCGUGGACUUGGUGGAGGACGUCGACCGAGGCAGCGCCCGGGACAUGGAGGCGCUGCUGGCGCGCCUGUCGCGCUCCCUGGCGCCGCACCACCACGCGCUGCUCGAGCUGAAGCAGAGCCUGGUGGCCGCGUACCGCGACGACCCCAGCCCCGGCAGGAGGGCGCUCGCCAGGAAGGUCGAGCUGUGCCGCGACCUGCUGCCCGUCGUCAAGGCGCUGGAGCCGGGCAUCUCGCGCCUCGCCGGCAUCACGCUGUACGAGCUGCAGGGCCCGCUGGCGCGGCUCGCGACCAAGCAGUUCCAGGGCGGCGACGUGGACAGCGACGGACUGCUGGCCACGCUGCGCGAGGCCGAGGCGUUGCUGCGCGAGGCGCUGGGCCACCUGGUGUACGAGCCGCAUGCCAGCCCCGAGGGCGCCCUGGCCCGCGCGGCCAUGAGCGAGCUCCGCGCGCUCCGCGCCAGCGCGCAAGAGGUGGAGCACGCUCAGGAGCACGCCGCCGCCCUAGCGGCCGUCGGGGGCCGCUCCCGCCCGCGUCGCCGAUGCCGCGACAAGUAGCGCUGCCGUGCCGUGCUCCUUCACGCCGUUCUACGUCGGGAAGCCAACAAACUCACGUAGUUUCGGUUCCCUGCAAGAAUUUUUCCGAAGUUUUGCGUUCUGGUAUUAACGCCACACUUCAGCCGCUAAAUCAGGAGUUUCCAAUGGAAAACAAGCAUGUUGUAACUGACCUGACCCAACCCAACCUAACCCUUCGAUUUUUUUUUUUAAUUUAAAUUUUUUCGAGAGAAAUCCGAAGCUGCACGAACGUUGGUAGGGAACCGGAACUACGCGAGUUGUAGGCUUCCCGUUUUUACAUCCGAGCCCGUGAGGUCGUCUUGCAACUUAAGACUAGCUCCACCGUUUAAGAAAACUAAAUAUAACAACCAAAAGGUUCAACACCACCCUCACCUCACGAAACAUUUACUGUACUGUUAUACUAUCAAAUUAAUUCAACACUACUGUUGAUCCAAUGUAACUUACAAAUUUUUUUUAAGAGAUUAAUGUUAAUAUACAGUACUUCUGGACACUGUUUUACAUCUGAGCCGUGAAGUCGUCUUGCAACCUAAGACUAGCUCCACCAUGUAAGAAAACUAAAUAUAAAAACUGAAAGGUUCAACGCCACCCUUACCUCACGAAACAUGUACUGUACUAUUAUACGUAUUAUCAAAUUAAAUCAAUACUACUGUUGAUGAAAUGUAACUUAAAUUUUUUUUUUUUUAAAGAGAUUAAUGUGAAUAUACAGUACAGUGAAAAUGUUAUGGGUAAGAAACUGGUUAUUUGUAGAAACUAUUCUUCUUAAUUGUAAAUUAUAAACGAGUUCCUACUACUAAACGUUAAUAAAAAUGUAUUUGAAUAAGAUUACAAUUGUGGUUUUCUUUAUUGUGUAAAAAGUGCCGCAUAUUAAGUUUUAGUACCCAGCUCUUCCAAGAUGAAAAUUGACUUUAAGAAUUUUGAAAGACUUCCAGUAAAUGAACAUAAUUCUGAAUCUGAUAAUUGAAAAGUAUUUGUCCAGAAUAUUUAUCAUUGAAAAAUUUGGUAAACAAAAGAAAGCAAUUAAUGGUUUAAUUCUGCUUCCUCCUCAGAUGACUUUAAUCUGUUCCAAUAACAUUUCCUGACCUUUUGAAGGAUUUCCUAUGGUAUGAAGUAUUGAAUUCUUUGUUGUUUUCUCUGUAAACUUUGUUAACGCUUGCUGUCUAUUGUGUGUACUGUGUAUGUAUGAUAAUGAUUCAUAUCACUGUUACAGAAAUUUUUUUUUAUUGGUUUGUAAUUUUUGAACAGUUGUUGACAGUUAAGUUUUUUAUUUAUUGACAAGGAUUUUUCAUCUUAAUCUGUGCUUAUAUAGGUGCACCCAGUGUUAUCAUUUGUGUUCUUCAGUACUGCUUUUCCUACCCAUUUGUCUGUUGCAACAAUUUCUGUUGAUUAUUAUGUCUGUAAAAUUGAUUUUGUACUGUGGACAUCUAUUUGUUUGUGUUGUUCUUUCCACUGUCAUUGUCCAUUGUUGCUGAAUAAUGUUCUGCAAUGGAAAAGGUCUAUUCAAAUAUUAGUGAUAGAAUUUGUUUGUUGAUUGAAAGUUGAGAUUACCUGCUUUCAACAAAGUGAACACAUUAAAAGUUUAUUAAUAAAAUGAAAAUUGUAAUGUGUAAUUACACCAUAAAAAAUAUAAUAAAUGACAAUAGAGAUUUAACAGAAAUAUAAUAAACCAGUUAAUAAAAAUGAAAGUUUCUA